This is a messenger RNA of Triticum dicoccoides, 3108 nucleotides long. Its product is annotated as tyrosine-protein kinase JAK2-like. The transcript has 15 exons. Bases 105 to 2759 code for a protein of 884 amino acids. Lineage: Eukaryota; Viridiplantae; Streptophyta; Magnoliopsida; Poales; Poaceae. Gene Ontology annotation, biological process: protein phosphorylation. Gene Ontology annotation, molecular function: metal ion binding; ATP binding; protein kinase activity. The record is from RefSeq and is a predicted model, not a curated record.
GCAGGAUUUUGGGUGUCCAUUCGGCCAACUCAGAUCUAUUUUGCCUUCCACUUUCCUCUCUCUCAGAUCUAUCUACCCCCGUUUGCGUUGGUUCGACGGCCGCCAUGAAGAAGAUCGAGCUGAAGGUCGAGCUGAAAGAUGACAAGCAGAAGAGGAAGGCGAUCAAAGCAAUCUCCGUUCUCCAUGGUAUCGAUCAGAUUAGUGUGGACAUGAAGGAUGGGAAGAUGAUGGUCGUCGGAGUCGUCGACCCCGUCUGGCUCGUGGCCAAGCUGCGAAGGUUGUUUGCGAAAGCUCUGAUCGUCUCGGUCGGGCCCGCCAGGAACAUUUUCUCCGAGGAGGGCAUAAUUGGUCGUGGUGGGCAGGGAGUGGUCUGCAAGACGAUCGCGGUAAAGGUCGAGCUGAAGGACGAUAACCAGAAGAUGAAGGCGCUCAGAGCAAUCUCUGUUCUCCAUGGUAUCGAUCAGAUUUGUGUGGACAUGAAGGCCGGGAUGAUCACGGUCGUCGGCGUCCUUGAGGCCGUCGACGUCGUGGCCAAGCUGCGAACAUUGUUCGUGCACGUCCAGAUCAUCUCGGACGAGCCCACAAAGGAGGCGUACGAGUUUACAUUCGGGUUCUUGAACCGCAUCACAAACAAUUUCUCUCAGGAGCGCAUAAUUGGUCAUGGUGGGCACGGAGUAGUUUACAAGGGAGUACAUCACAAUGGUGAAUUCAUUGCUGUGAAGAAGCUUCAUCCCAUGCCAGGGCUUGACGACGAGGAAUUCAGAAACGAAUAUAAUAAUCUUAUGAGAUUCCGACAUCAAAAUACCAUACCGCUGGUUGGUUAUUGCCAUCAUACAGCACAGGUUCUUGUUGAGCACAAUGGAAAGCAUGUUUCUGCUCGAGUAGAAGAAAGAUAUUUAUGCUCUAAAUACUUGGAGGGAGGAAGCCUUGACAAGCAUAUUUCUAAUAAACCGUGUGCACUUGAUUGGUACACAUGUUACAAAAUAAUUAAGGGCAUCUGUAAUGGUUUACAUUACCUUCACAAGGGAUUCGAAGAGCCUAUUUGUCAUUUGGAAUUAAAACCUACAAAAAUUUUGCUGGAUAAGGACAUGAUGCCCAAAAUUGGAGGUUUUGGUUUCUCUAGACUCUUUGAUUCAAUAGAAACCUCCAACACAUCAGAAGUUAUGGGAACAAGUGUAUACAUGCCACCAGAAUACAUCAGGAAACGGCUAAUCACACCAAAGUUCAAUGUUUUCAGUCUGGGCGUCAUAAUCUUGCAAAUAAUGGCAGGAAAGGAGAGCUAUACCAAAUGUGCAGACAUUCCUCCCAAAGAAUUUACUGAGCGUGUACAUGGAUUCUGGGUAAAUGGGAUGCAGGGCACAAUAUCAAAGCAUAUUUCAAGUGAAGUUAAAACAUGCAUCGAAAUAGCUCUAAAGUGUGUGGAGUCCAAUCGAGUGAACAGGCCUACUAUAAAUGAGAUCAUACAAAAAAUGGAUAAGAUUGAUAUUGUUGAGUGCUCAUCUGUAGGUGAUCUAUAUAGGACAAGGGAGUUUGCAUUUGAGUUCUUAGAACAUAUUACAAAUGUUUUUUCUGAGCAGAACAUAGUUGGCCGUGGUGCAUCUGGAGUUAUUUACAAGGGAGUAUUGGACAAUGGAGAAGAGGUUGCUGUUAAGAAACUUCAUCAAACAUUGUCGAUUGAUGAUGACCUAUUUAAGAAAGAGGUUAAUAAUGUAAUGAGGGCCCAACAUGAAAAUAUUGUACGGUUAGUUGGCUACUGCCACCAUACAUCACCAAUAAUUGCUGAGUACGAAGGAAAACAUGUUUCUGCUAGUGUGGUAGAAAGAGUGAUUUGUUUCGAAUACAUGCAAAGAGGAAGCCUUGACGAUCAACUUUCAGGUGAAUCCUGCAAACUUGAUUGGGACAAAUGUUACAAAAUAAUAAAAGGAAUAUGUGAGGGUUUAAAUUACCUUCAUAAGGUUGUUCCUGCCAUUUACCAUCUGGACUUAAAACCCGGAAAUAUUUUGCUGGAUAAGGAUAUGGUGGCAAAAAUUGGUGAUUUUGGUUUGUCAAGACUCUUUGAUACAACUCAAACAUAUAUGACAACAUCCGGAGUUAUUAAAGGAACACGUGGAUACAUGCCACCAGAAUACAUCAAUGAACAUAAGAUCAGUCGGAAGUUUGAUGUAUUUAGUCUCGGGGUCAUAAUCAUAGAAAUGAUGGCAGGAAAGGAUGGCUACUUCAACUAUCCACACAUCCCUCGAAAAGAAUUUAUUGAGCAUGUAUGUAAAAAAUGGCAAGUGAGGCUGCAGGCAUCAAUGCGGUCCCACAUAUUUGAAGAAGUGAGGACAUGCAUUGAAAUAGCAUUAAAAUGUGUGGAGUAUGACCGAACUCGAAGGCCUACGGUGGCCCAGAUUCUGCAGGAAUUAAGUAACAUUGGGAUUGCUAAAAGUUCACCAGUAGGUCAGGUGCAGGCAACAAAGUCGCCCCAUGUAUCUGAAGAAGUGAGGACAUGCAUCGAAAUAGUGUUAAAAUGUGUGGAGGAUGACAGAACACGAAGGCAAAUUGUUAAUGAACUAAGUAAGAUUGGUAUUGGAAAAAGUUCACCCGUCAGCCAGCGGGCAAACAAGCUGACUGGAUUACACCCUGUAUGCAACGCCGUUGGGAGAAACGUGGAUAUCAUGACAUCGCCAAGCGCGCAGAAGCUGAAUGUGCGGAAGUGGAACCGAAAACUGAAGCUGAAGAAGAACAUAAAACUGAAGCUGAAGAGGAACAUGAACUGAAGAGGAAGGGCACUGCCGAAAUUGAAGCUGAACCCUGCAAAACAAGUUCAGAAGUGGUGACACCGCCGGAAGCAGGAGAACAAGAGGGCGGGUCCCGCGAGUCAGCCAGACUUCAUGCUCCCUUUAAGCAAUACGCUGGCAAUGACUGGGUCCGGUAUUAGACAGUGGUCCACAACUGUGUAAGUGUCAAGUGUGUGCAUGUUUGGUAUGUAAACUAUAUAUCGUUUCCCUCUUCUAUAGAGGCAUCCAGGUGGAUUAUUUGAAUCGAAGAACCCUGAGAAGGGCGAAACACCUAUCUUCCUCAUGUAAUUCUAGAUCAGUGAGUGAGUAAAGCUAGUAGUGCUAAGUA